Molecule: messenger RNA, 1076 nt
Organism: Lycium ferocissimum
Lineage: Eukaryota; Viridiplantae; Streptophyta; Magnoliopsida; Solanales; Solanaceae
Product: protein cornichon homolog 4-like
Exons: 5
Coding region: 233-640 (135 amino acids)
Biological process (GO): vesicle-mediated transport
Source: RefSeq, a predicted model, not a curated record
GGGAACUUCUAUCCCCCUUCAAAACUUCAUAGGAAUUUUUGUCAUUUGAUACCAAACUUCAAGGUAUGUUUUCAGAAUUUUAACACAAUAAGAACAAAAGAAAUGGUCAAAUCUCCUAAAAAAGAGUGAAGCUCAGCAACUCUGCUUUGAGGGAGCUUCCAUACGAAGCCACAAAGUCAGAAAAGAAAAAAGAAGAAAAGGUUCCUAAGAGAAGGAAGAAGAAGAAAUUGCCAUGGGCGAUCUACUCUCAUGGCUAUUUUCCUUCUUCCUUCUCGUAGCUGUUCUUGGUACUAUCCUCUACCAGCUCAUGUGCUUGGCAGAUCUUGAAUAUGAUUAUGUCAACCCUUAUGAUUCAGCAUCUCGGAUUAACAGGGGAGUGCUUCCAGAAUUUGCUCUUCAAGGAGCCUUGUGCUUCCUGCAUCUUGUCACAGGGCAUUGGCUGAUGUUUCUGAUAUGUCUACCAUACUUAUAUUAUAACAUCAAAGUCUAUAUCGAUCGCUGCCACUUGGUAGAUGUAACUGAGAUUUUCAAUCAGCUUCCGUGGGAAAAGAAGAUUCGGUUGUAUAAGCUUGGUUAUCUUGUGAUGCUUCUUGCCUUUUCGAUAGUCUGGAUGGUUUGGAGCAUUGUGGAUGAUGAAUGAAGUAUAAGGAAUUGCUGCUUUGCUAAGGGUUUGAUCAAAUGAAGAAAUUGGGAUUUUUCGGGCACUAGCACGGUGGAGCUGGCCUUCUGACAUCUGUCGGUUUACUCAGUUAAUGAUGCCAUUAACUGAUUGUGGUGAUGGUUUUACGGAAUUAAUCAAAUUUGAAGGAAGAGUUGGAAGCGCUGGGAAGCAUACACUUUCUGAUGCUUGAGUUAUUUCUCUUUUUUUGUUUCGCUUUCUUUUUGGUAGGUUAAUUUUAUGAUGCCCUUUAAGCAUCUGAUUUAUUGGGCAAUAGGCAUUGAGUUGAACUCUUGUAAAUCAGGAUAGUUGUUGGGAUCUUAUAUCAUAAUGUGUCUUAGCAAAUGGUUUACUGAAUGUACUCUUUUCCAGUGGAAAUCAAUGUCUAGUAGAAUGACUUACAUUAUAAUGACUUUAA